Messenger RNA from Marchantia polymorpha subsp. ruderalis, 6254 nucleotides. The record is from the annotation of a GenBank genome assembly. Lineage: Eukaryota; Viridiplantae; Streptophyta; Marchantiopsida; Marchantiales; Marchantiaceae.
UCGAGUAGAGAGAGAGCGAGAGAGAGAGAGAGAGAGCGCGAGCGGAGGAUCAUGGCAGCAGCAGCGGGCAGGGGAGGGUACGCUUUCUCUCGAAGAAAGCAACGAGUCGCGGCUCGUUGCUCAGCCGCGGCUGCAGGACAGCAGAGGGAGGCCGUGAUCCCACGAGCGCAGAGGGCAGCGUAGUUUUAAGUGUGUGUCGUAGCAGUGGAUUUGUGCCAUCGGACUGGACUCGCAGCAGCAGCAGCAGGAGGAGGACGACGACGAGUACUGCCCGAGGCGAGGGUGAGAGAGGGAUGCCGAACAGGAGCUUGAUCCAGUCAGGGCAGAGGAGGGGCAGCUACGGAUUAUAUGUUUGACUGUCUGUGAAGCUCUGUGAGAAUAGUGGGUAGGAGGAGGAGGAGGAGGAGGAGGAGGACGGGUGGGAAGAGCAGAGCGUCUGAGGGUUAGGACUUGUUUGGAGAUUUUACCAGCUGUUGAAGGAGGGGGGGCGUGGGGGAGAGGGCGGAGAAGGAAAAAUUAUGGACGUAGGAGUAGGUUUCCUGUCGGAGAAUUCGAGGUAGGCGGAGGAGCUGGCGGAAGUCGAUCGGGGGGAAUUGGUCGGCGUAUUGCGGAUGAGAGGAACGGAAGAUGUGGUCUGGUUUAGAGCGGGACUUUGAGGCAGGCCGUAGUUUGCCGUCGCUGGCUCCGGCGUGACGGAGCUUUGUAGGGCGUGAUCUGAUCCUGCCCCCUUCCGUCGGGCCUGUUUCGAGGUUUGUUGCCGAUUGAUUACGAGUGAUUUUCGGUGGACUUGUGAUUUUUAGUCCUUACCUCUGGUGGGUGUUGAUGGUGAUGGACGCCAUUCUUAUCAUGGUGUUCCUGUAUCACAUUCACGAGAGGUGAGAUUAGGUCUUAGAGAGUCAGUGCAGCUCGCACAAUUUCGUGGAGAGGCUUUGCGUGGAGAGUGCAUGUUAGAUUAAUUGUGUCGGAGGUCUCCCCUUGUCCGAGUCACUGUUUCUCUCGAGGAUUAGGUGAAUGCCACACGGUAUCUAUCUAUCUAUCCACACUACACACCACACCACACCACACCCCUGUCCUCUGCUACUUCAGCCAUGAUUCCGACAGCAGUUGCAGCUUCUAGUUUCGCACGAGUUCCUAGUCCAGCCAUGUCGUAGUAGGACACAGACCUCCCACGUAAGCCACUCGCACUUUGUCACAUACAUCUGUUAUGGGCAGAACCACCACCACCACCACUUUCACACUCCUUUUCGAGCGAGAACACGGUGGCUCCAGGAUCGAGCACGAGUAAGGCGACUGAAAAUUGGUCACUACAUUUUCGGACUAGUAUUUGUGAAAAAGAGAAAAGGAAAAGAGAAAAAAGGAAAGAGACGAAAGAAGACGAUCGGAUCGUAAAUUCUGGAUUUAUUCGCGUCAUUACGAAGCCUGUCCGCAUUGGGCUAUGGGUGUUUGUGGAUGGAGUCCUUAGGACUACAGAUUGUCAACCUGGCCCGUGUUCGAGAGAGAAGCCAGUGAUUAACCGGGUACUUCGUAGAGGCUGAGUGUGGAAGAGUUGUCUCAGCUACCAACAUUCUGUCUCAUAUGAGCUAGAACAGGGAAAGAGCCAUGGCAUUCACUGCUACGCCGGCGGAAUUGGGUAGGCAGUUUGGUGAAACGCGUCUGUCAAAGGUGGCUGUAUCCCCUUUGUUUGAGAGAAGACAUGCGAGAACCGCAAUUGACGACAAGCCGUUCUUUCCGCCAAGUGCAAGUCAUUUAACCGGAGACAUAGCGGGAGAGAUGGAUCUGAGUGAAAAAAUGGAAGCUUUGGAAUUGGCGCAGCCACAAGCGAACUCUUCCCUUGUUAUUCCCCGGCAACGCCAGGUGAAGGAGCUUGUUCAAGUGAUAGAGGCUGCAGAGUCUGCUAUCCGUAACCAAAUGGAGGAGAAUGAGCACCUGAGAUCUGCUCUCCGGGUUACCGAGUGGGAACUACAAAAUAGUAAAAUGGAACAACUUGGACCACCACGGGCACUUGAGGAUCGUUCGCACGAUUCUUACCAGUCUAGGCAAAGUGCGCAAAGACCGGGUUCUCUUCCCCAAGGCGAUAGACAUGGCCAUGGCCCAACCGGUGGAAGGACCGUCCACAGUAGAGACGGGCAUGCGGUUGGAGGGAUGCAUGACGAUCAGCAGGGCUCCAUAAUAGUUCAUCCUACAGCAGGUACGCCGAUGAGCUUUCCAAAUGGUGGGACGCACGGUCCCCCUUCCAACGGGACAAAUGGUCAUCAAGUUAGCAGCAGCAAUGGGGUCAACGGUUCAUCCAAAGGCCAUCAUCGCGGGCAUCCCCAUUUGCCACCACUGGUGGAGACCAACAGCACUGUCUCGUCGCCAUCCUCUCGAUCCAUGUCCCCCAACCAGCGAAGACGAGAGUCUGAGUUAGACGCAAGAAAUCAACAGGGAGCUCAGGGAAUGCCUCAGCAUGCGGCAGACAUGAAUGCUAAUCACAAUACCUACCACCACAACCAACAAGAGAUGACGUUGAGAAACGCCAGAUCUCUAGAGGAGGAAAACAUGAUACUGCACAAGCGUCUCACUGAAGCUGCUAUCAAGGACGCUCAGAUGCUCAGUGAAAAGCGGAUAUUGGAGCGGCGAGUGGCGGAAUUGCGCCUGGCUUAUGACCAGCAACAACAAGGACUCGUUGAUGCAGCUUCAAAGGCACUUUCUUACCGUCAAGAUGUUCUGGAAGAGAAUAUUCGCCUUACUUAUGCUCUUCAAGCUGCAGAUAAUGAGCGAUCUGUGUAUGUAUCGUUGUUACUGCCUUUGCUAGCGGAGUUUGAUCUACAACCAACUACACAUGAUGCACAUUCAAUGGUCAGCGCGAUAAAGAUUUUGGUGCAACAUCUACGUUCCGAACUGAGCCUUUCCGAGAUGCAGGGCAAGAACAAAGAGCCACUGUUUCGGCAGCAAUGGCGGGCAGAUCCUUCGUACCACGCGGCUGGGCAGUAUCCCCAGCAGUCGCCACCCCGCGGAGCUCAGAAACUGCAUGGUCUGGAGAUUGUUCCUCAACAAGCUUACGUACACCAACAGAUGCCCUCAUCACCACCAUCACCACUGCAUCAUGCGAAUAAUUGGGAUUCUGGAACUUCCUCGCAGUUCCCAGGCAUGCCUAAUGAUCAUGGUCAAGCCGCCGGACAAGAGCCGCUUGUAACACCUGGAUCGCCCCAAGGAACAAAUCUGCAACACUUUUCAAGGAAUAACGAUUCGUCAGAUGGAGAUGAAGGUUUGAGCAAUGGUUCUGCACUAAAUCUAGAGAAAAAGGAGGCUGAUGGAUCGGAUCCGGCUCCACGCUCGCCUCGCUCCCCGCAUAUGCCUACGGUGGCAGAAGAACCUAGCUCGGAUGAUGGCGACCCUCUACCAGCAAUACAGGGUUUGCAAAUCGUUGGGCAUGCUGUGCUCGGCGGUAGACUCACCGCUUGCGGGCAUUCGAUAAACGGCACAGCUUUGUGUAUGUUUCAGUGGGUACGGCAUUAUCAGAAUGGGAAUACAACGUAUAUUGAAGGUGCAGCACAGCCUGAGUAUACUAUAACAGCGGACGACUGUGAAACCAUGAUAGCCGUCGAGUGUGUGCCUAUGGACGAACGGAAUAGACGGGGCGACUUGGUGACUGUCUUCGCAAAUGAUUCUAGAUGGAUCAAUUGUGAUGCUAACAUGCAAGACCAGAUUGAUAAUUACAGUACUGCUGGGCAUGCAACUUUUGAAGUCCAGUUACUGGUUGACGGUGGACAGCCGGAGGAGAACAUUUCCUUGACAUUGAAACGCUCUAAUUAUGAACUCAGACGUAACAAUGCCAACCGAAGAGUGAUCGUUAGUGACAAGUAUUCGCCAGAUGUUGCGAUAAAAAUUCCCGUAGGACAAGUGAUACAGUGUGUAAUCACAAGUCAUGAAGGAAGGUCUUAUUAUUUGGAAUUUCGAGACAGUCGGACACGAGAUGUCGGAGUUUUAACCUUCAGACAUUUUCAAAAGACUGCCUUGGAUGGCAAAAGAGGCAGAAGAAGGGGUGGUUUACCAUGGUUUUCUUGAGCACCUAUGCUAAAAGAGCUGAAGUUGAGCGAGGAGUUGCCCAAGAGUUUUCGCGUUGGGAGUUGGAUUACUUGAAACUUUUACAAAUCAAGUUGCAUAAACCUUCCACCAGGUGUUUGGCUCAUGAGCUUCUGCCCACUGUAUGUGUUUGCCAGUUACUGGCUCAGUUUGUCCACCCUAUUUAAAUUGGGUAUAGAAUUAGAAGCACCUCAUCUUUUUAUCCACCUUAUUUGUUAUCAAAUCUGUAAUGAUUUCUUCAGGGUCUUGAAAAUAUUGGUUCCGUAGAUAAUGUGCUCCACUUGUCAAAGCUGUGAUAAAGCUAGUCAGGCAUGGUCUGGUAAGUUGGUGUCAAGUUCACUUGACUGAAAUAAAGAGGCACCACGUGCUUUAAUCCAACUAAAAUCAGUGGUGAGUUUAUUGCCUGUUAGUACCAUUCCUGCAUUGACUAGAGUUCGAGUGUUUGCAUACAACCACCACUAUCCAGUGGUGGAUCGAGUGUUUUGAAAGGUGAAUAGUUUCCAAAGAUUUCAGUAGUAAUUUGCAAUUGUUUCCCAUACAUGUGGCUUUACUUCGACGUGUUGGACGUCGACGUAAAGCCACGUCAACGUGCCACGUGUUCUAUUUUUCCUUGUCUUGUAACAGUUCUGUAUGAACUUGUUGUCAAUAUGGUAUGUAGUUUCAGUAUCAGCCUAGAUUUUAAUCUGCUCUCUUGUGAUUUCUUAUCACGAGUUCUAUUUUCCUCUUCUUGUCACUGUUCAAAGUCACUGUUCAAUAUGAACUUGUUGUCAGAAUUUUAUGUCAUCGUAGUGUCAUUCUCUAUUCAAAUCCACUCUAAAAUUAUCAACACGGAUUUAUUUGCUUUUGCACGACCUGGGAGUAUCAGUGUAUCUGACUCUGGUACCCUGAUCGAAGCACGAGGGCUAACUCUCUAAAAGUUCCGUGCUGUGGAGUCUCAAAGGGCUGAUGUCUGCAUCUCUGUAGGCGAGUUUGAAUGUGAUGAAAUUUUAGACUUGAUCGAUUCCGAUCUUUUCCUAUUUCAGCUUCUUAUCAGGUCAGGUUGAGAUUAUGUUGAUCUGCGAAGCUGCUACCCCGCGCUUUCCUUGGGAGAAACAUGUAAUUGGUCGCAAGCUUAACAUUGUUGAAUUAGGCAUUUGUGAGAACAAUCUUAAAUCUGCUGAAGGAUCAUGGGCGCUUCCAUUUGUGGGCUGUGCACACUAUUGUAAGUUUCUCAUCUAUGUGCAAACAUCUCAUGGAUCAAUUUUGCAUCCAUAUGGCUAGAUUCACUUUUAUUAUUUUUCACCAACAGUGCAAGUUCAUCCCGUGGUGGAAGGUCUUUAUUGAAGGUUCCGGUCUUGAUCCGUAGAGUAGAAUGUUGACUUAAGUACAUGAGGUCAAGAGAUCGCCAGAAGUUGAUGUUUAUGGCCUACCUCCUGUGGAAGAGUUCCAUCACAGAAGGAUCAUUUCGCGUGAGCGUCAGAGUCAAUAAUACUCACGCGUUGUCAGGAUGUUGAGAGAACUUUACAUAGCAGACUCCGUAGGAAAACUGGAACCUGGUAGGAAUGUCAGAUGCAUUGGCCUCACGAAGAUUCAGUGGUUUGGCAUUGCACUUAAUGCUUAGCUGUACAUGCUGAGAGUUCGAGGGACUUCAUAUAUAAACGAGGAAGUAAGUCGAGAACCCUAAAUAGAGGAAGUCUUCUCUUUGUUGCCCCGUCCGUCAUAUCUUUACGGAGCCGAACUUUUCUUUCCUGAGUUUCACGCGUAGUCCCAUAUCAGUUUCAAUCUGAUCCUCGUCUAAGAUCCACGUUCCUAAACUUCCGGCCUCGCUUUCCUUGUUUCCUGUUGCGCUCACCUUGGCGAACAUGGAGCCGUGUCCGACAGUAAGUUUUUGUUAGAUGGUCUCGUGGCGAACUCAGGAUUAAGCUGGCGAUAUGCCCCAGGCAAGAUUUGAAGAACUACUCAAUCUGAUCCGUUUGUACAGAGUGGACUAUCCCCAAAGUAUUAAGCUGCCUAUUUGAGUUAACGAGUUGGACGAUGCACAUCGUAAGGUACUCGGUGGCAUGUAUGCUGCAUGUUGAUGAACGACUGGUCGAAAUGAUUCUACUAGGUACGAUGUUAUCCACGAGAUAGUAGGGUUGAUCUACGAUUUUAGUUACUACCGUGUAGCCCUUUGUCAUAGGAAUGAAACAACGCAAGCAGAGCAUACAUGC